AUGAAAUAUGAUGCUGCAUGUACCUUCUGCAGGAAACAUAAAACUACAAUUAAAUAUGUCAUCUAUAGCAUUUUGUUGGCAGGUUUCCUGGCAUUGGUGAUUGCAGCUUGUGUGCUGAACUUCAGAAGAGCAUUGGCUCUCUUUGUACUUACUGUACUGGUCAUCUUUUUUGUAUGCUGGGAUUUAUUCAUUGACAGAUUUGAAGGCAAAAUUGUGAAAUUCUUCUCCCCGGUUGGAGCAUUUCUCAAGAAACAAUGGUUCUGGAUGAAAUGGGUAAUAUGGAUAAGCCUUGUUGUUGGCAUUAUAUUGUGGCUUAUUUUCGAUACUGCAAGAAUGGGAAGCAAUCAGCUGAUUUCCUUUGGUGGCCUUGUGAUGUAUAUUCUCCUAAUGUUUGUGUUCUCCAAACACCCAACUAAGGUUAACUGGCGACAAGUUUUUUGGGGCAUUGGGCUACAGUUUCUUCUAGGACUUCUAAUUCUAAGAACGAAGCCAGGGUUCGAUGCAUUUGAUUGGCUUGGGAUACAAGUGCAGACCUUUUUGGAAUACUCAGAUACAGGGUCAAAAUUUGUGUUUGGUGAUAAGUAUCUGGACCAUUUUUUUGCUUUUAAGGUCCUGCCGAUUGUGAUUUUCUUCAGCACGGUCAUGUCAAUGCUAUAUUUUCUUGGCUUCAUGCAAUGGCUUAUUAAAAAGGUUGGAUGGGUAAUGCAAAUAACUAUGGCAACAACUCCAACAGAAUCUCUAGUUGCAGCAGGGAAUAUUUUUGUGGGCCAGACUGAAUCUCCUCUUCUAAUUAGGCCAUACUUGGAGCACUUAACCAAAUCAGAAAUCCAUGCUGUGAUGACUGCUGGUUUUGCUACAAUUGCAGGGAGUGUACUGGGAGCAUACAUUUCCUUUCAGGUGUCCUCCUCACAUUUGCUAACUGCUUCUGUCAUGUCUGCACCAGCAGCACUUGCUAUAGCCAAGUUAUUUUGGCCAGAAACAGAGCAAGUAAAAAUCAAUAUGAAGCAAGGUCUUCAGCUGGAGAAGGGGGAUGCAAGAAACAUUCUGGAAGCUGCAAGUCAAGGAGCUUCUGCAUCAAUCCCUUUGGUAGCAAAUAUAGCAGUGAAUUUGAUGGCCUUUCUCUCACUCUUAUCCUUUUUCAAUGCUGCCCUCUCCUGGCUGGGAAAUAUGUUUGAUUAUCCACAGUUGAGUUUUGAGAUAAUAUGCUCCUAUGUCUUUAUGCCAUUCUCCUUCAUGAUGGGUGUGGAUUGGGAGGACAGCUUCAUAGUUGGCAAACUUAUAGGAUACAAGACAUUUUUUAAUGAAUUUGUUGCAUAUGAAUACCUGGCUGGACUUAUAACAAAGAGGAAGAACAAUGUGCCUCUCUUCAUUGAUGGAGUGAAGCAGUAUAUGUCGAUUCGUUCAGAAACUAUUGCAACAUAUGCCUUAUGUGGAUUUGCUAAUUUUGGCUCUUUGGGAAUAACAAUUGGAGGACUGAGCUCCAUGGCCCCAAACAGAAAAAGUGACAUUGCCGCAGGUGCUAUCAGAGCUAUGAUUGCUGGUACAGUGGCUUGCUUCAUGACCGCGUGUAUUGCAGGUACUGUCUGA
Messenger RNA from Staurois parvus, 1587 nucleotides. The record is from the annotation of a GenBank genome assembly. Lineage: Eukaryota; Metazoa; Chordata; Amphibia; Anura; Ranidae.